This is a messenger RNA of Melozone crissalis (California towhee), 5154 nucleotides long. RefSeq names its product interferon-induced very large GTPase 1-like. Gene Ontology annotation, molecular function: GTP binding. The record is from RefSeq and is a predicted model, not a curated record. Lineage: Eukaryota; Metazoa; Chordata; Aves; Passeriformes; Passerellidae.
AUGAAGGAGCACGUGCAUACUGUCACAGACACACCAAAAUGCUCAGCUUCUGUUCAUGAAGCAAAGAAAGAAGCCACCCAGACCAGUAGCCUCACCACUAAUUCCUUAAUCCAGGCUAUCCAAGAAUGGGCUGAGAAUCUCCUCCAAAAGCACACUGGAGGCAAAGACUGGGAGAGGCUGAAAUGGGACCUGGACUUCUUGAUCAGUGCAUGCUUGGAUGACAAAUGGGAUGAACAGAGGAUGCAGAACACACUCAGAGAUCUGGAAGACACUCUUCCAACACCUGAGCCCCCCAGUCAGUCCCAGUCCGAGUCAGAGAGCAGUGAGUCCAAAGAAAAUGAAGCCACUGCAAACCAGGAGUUCCUCCAGCUGCUCAAGCGCCUUGGACUGGAAGGUGACUAUCCAAGGAAAAUGGGGAUGGGAGAUUUCCACACCAUCUGCAAGACAUCUCUGCAGGACGGCCAGCCCAGAGAGGACAAGGAACUGCCAUUUUACUUCUUGCAAAAGCUGUUAACCGUGGAUUACCGGGUGAGGUACCUGACUUGCUGGGAUGACAGCAACCCAGGCCUUGCACCUGUGCCACAAAGAAGAGAGCCAGAACUCCAACAAUCAGACUCCUUUGAAAACUUUCUUGAUGAUUCUGAGGAAGCCUCCCUUGAACCUGAAAGCAUGGACAGCCAUGUGCACCCCAUGGACCUGCAGAUGGCCAUUUUCCAUUGUGCUGAUGACUUCCUGAGACAGUCCCUGGCAACCAAGCUGGCAUUCUGCCAACUGGCGCUGCCUCUGCUGGUGCCCAACCCGGACUCUUCACGCAUUGAGUUCCCGCUCUACUCCCUCAGCCAAAUCCAAAGGAGCUGGAAAGAGGUGGACAAGUCAGGAAAGCCAGCCCAAACAAAGAGUUACAGCAACAAACUCAUCUUUCAGGCACAGACACCCAUUGUGUCCUUCAUCCGCAUUGGCAGCUCAGCCUCCUUUUCCAAGUCCCAGCUCCUCAAUGCUCUGCUCAGCAAACGCAAAUACGACACUUUCUUCCACCGCCACUGCAGAGGCAGCACCAGAGAGCGUUUGCUGAUGGAAGGGCUGGUGGAGAUCGCCUGGUACUGCCCUGGUGGAAGCCCUGAUGACACCUUUGAGCGCUGCGUGGCUUUCUGUAACCUGCAUGGAGAUGCCAGGGAUCACGGAGCACAGCUGCAGUUCCUGCAGGAGAUAUCUGCUGUCAAUGUGGCUCUUGUGUCUGACUGGGAGCACAUGGACAACAGGGGGAAAAAGCUUCUGCAGGAGCUGUGGCAGUCACAAAGGCCUUUGGUUUGUCUUCUCACAGAAAAAGAAAAGGUUCCAGCUGGACAAGCCAGCAAAAAAAUAAAAAUAGGGAUCAAGAACAGAAAUGAAGCAGAACUGGUGGACCAGCUGACCAAGACAAUUGGGAAUCUCCUGGAGGGUUCUAAUACACGUUGCAGUCUGGAGGCCUGCGUGGACAAAGCUCGCCAGCACGGAUUCAUAGUGGAUGCACAUCGAGCUGCGUGUGUGACAGCCAAAGCAAAGGCAAAGGAACUGGUGGAGCUUCUGAAGAAAGAGAAGCCAUCUGAGAUCAAAUCCCGGCUGCUGCCGCUGCAAGGAAAACUGUGGCACCAGUGGUGCCAAAAGGACAAAGAACUCACUCGCUUGCAGGAGAAGGGGAAUAAGAGCAUUGAGCAUCAUCGCAGCCAAAUUGAAUAUGAGAAGAAAGCAAUAAGAAGAAUGCAACUUGAGCGAGCUUUCCCUCUUAACCCACUGAUGAAAUCAUUCCUUCGCUUUCUCCAGGCCCAGCCAGCAGAUACCAAGAAAUACUUCCUGCACUGGAUGAAGGUCUUUAUGGACGAGCUGUCUUGUGGUCGCCUUGAAGAACUGAGGGGAGACUAUCACAAGUUAUGGUCUCAAAUCCAGACAGGAAAGAAAAGCAAGGAAAAACCCAGUGGCAAUGAUGAGUUGCUGAGUCGCUUGGAUGCUGUCUCUGAUGAAAUCAACGAUUCAUCCAUCGGCCUGGAGCACCUUCUGAGGGAGGUCGGGCAGAUUUAUGAAGCUCUGCCAUUUAUGAACUCCACAAAUGACAAUUUUGUCAAACUGCCAGAAAUUGCAGCAGAUCUGAUGGUUUCAGGGUAUCCCAUGGAGCUGAUGGAUGGGGACGCUUCUUACCUGCCCUUGCGCUGGGUGGGAGCAAUCUUUGACAGCUUAAUUGGGAGGCUGGGGGACAAACGAGUGUUUGUGCUCUCCGUGCUCGGCAUCCAGAGUACAGGCAAGUCCACCCUGCUGAAUGCCAUGUUUGGUCUGCAGUUCAACGUAGGGAGAUGCACCCGCGGAGCCUUCAUGCAGCUCAUCCCAGUGGGCGAGGAGCUGCAGCAAGACUUGGGCUUUGAUUUUGUGCUGGUGGUUGACACAGAGGGACUCCGUGCCAUCGAGAUGGCCAAUAAACAGUCCCUGAACCAUGACAACGAGCUGGCCACCUUUGUCAUUGGUGUUGGCAACUUGACUGUGAUCAAUAUCUUUGGAGAAAAUCCAUCAGAAAUGCAGGAUGUUCUCCAGAUCGCUGUGCAGGCUUUCCUGAGGAUGAAGAAAGUCAAUCUUUCCCCAAGCUGCCUCUUUGUCCACCAAAAUGUGGGAGAAGCAACUGCCAAGGAGCAGAACAUGGAAGGACGAAGGCGCUUGCAGGAAAAGCUGGAUGAAAUGACUGUGGUCGCUGCUCGGCAGGAAUUCUGUGACGUCUCCUCCUUCAGCGAUGUCAUUGGCUUUGAUGUGAACACCCACAUUCACUACUUUGCUCACCUGUGGGAAGGAAACCCCCCAAUGGCACCACCCAACCCCACCUACAGUCAGCACAUCCAGCAACUCAAGAGAAAAAUGCUCCAGGCUGCCAAGAAGCAGUCGCAGCGCAGCAUUUUGAGGCUCUCAAGCCUGAAAGAUCGUAUUGGUGACCUCUGGAAUGCUUUGCUGAAUGAAAACUUUGUGUUCAGCUUCAAGAAUUCCCUGGAGAUUGCUGUGUACAGGAAACUGGAAACUGCCUUUAGUCACUGGACCUGGAGGCUGAGGAGUCACAUCUUAGAUGUACAGAUGAGACUGGACAACAAAAUUCGCAAUGGGGACUUGCAGAAUGUCACCAUAAAAUACCUUGAAGGGCUGGUGCAAGAGACAAGUGAUGCCAUUGAGGAAGAAGUGGAAAAGUAUUUCAAGGAAGACAAAGACCGUGAGACACUGGUCCAGUGGAAAUCAAGCACAGAGCUGAAACUGAAAGAACUAAAAGAGACUCUUCUUCGUGAAACAAAAAAGAAAUGUGAGAAUCUUACUGAGCUACAGAAGGAGCAGAGGAAACUGGAUGCAAGGAAGUUGGAAUAUGAAGAUGAGCUCCUGAGAAGGAGUCGAGAUCUGGCUGUGAGUCUGAAAGGGAAGAGCCUCAGUGAGAGAGAAUUGAAGGACAACUUUACCUCUGUCUGGAACAAGUGGAUUGCGGAAGUCUCCCGUGUUGCUCCUCCUCCAGAACAGGUGGAUAUUGAUGCAGAAAUUGAAGAUGUCCUUCUUGAGCACUUUAAGGAGCCAGGUAUCCAUUCACGGAUCCUGUCAUUUCCCAAAGGCAGAGGAUUUUCUUUUGAUCCAGAGAAACACAUCAUGAAAAAAAAGUAUUUCAACCUUAUCCAAGAUUUCAGGAGCCUUUCCAAUGCUGAUGUGAUGAAAUUUCAGCACAUCACAGACGACAUCAUAGCCUGUGUGAGGGCAAACAUUACUAAGAAGGAAGAGGAGAAACGGAAUUACAGUCGAAAUUUUAUUCAUGAAAUACUCAAUGAAGUACAGAAAGGUGUCAACUCUCUCCCCAGCAAUCCAAAAGAUAUUCUUAACAAAGAUUACAACAUAGAUUUGUCUCUCUAUCUGUGCAGAAUGGCAGCAGAAAGGUUUAAAGCCAUGCACAAAGCAUUCCAAAAGGCAAAUGAUCCAGUUGUGUACUUGAGCAGCAAGAGAGAAGAUUUCUUCCAAUGUUUCCAGAUUUCCUGCCAAGGAGCCACUUCUGUCACAACUUUUGCUGCUUUCCUUUGUGACAAGAUUCAACCAGCUCUUCGCCAGGCAGUCUAUGAGAGGACAGCUAAAGACAUUGCUGAGGACAUGCGGGACAAACUCACAGAUUUCAGGGGCAACAGAGCCAAUCUGGAAGUUUGCAUCCUGAGAUACCUGGCAGAACAGGAAAAUUUUGAGUAUUUCAAGCAGUACCUUAUGUCUCCAAAACAGUUUUGUGAGAGUUACAUUGAGACACGAGUUAGGAAUUACUGUUUAGAUGGGAGUAGGAGGCUGAGGGUGUUUUUAGAUGACUCCCUCAAUCUUCUCCAUCGAAACAUCCUUUCAGCUGUUUCUUCAUCAAACCGAGCUGUCAAAGACAGAGAAGACAGGGAAGACAGAGUCUCUCUCUGGCUGGAUAAAUUUUGUAGGGAACUGUCCGAGGUGAUCAACUUGCCCAGAAGUGACCUGAAGGGCAUCGAGCACCAGGAGGUCACAGACAUUGAGUUCCUGAGCAGUGCCAUGGCAGAAGCUCUGAAUGACCUGAAGGAAAGGCUCAUGAAAGAAUUUGCUGGUGCAGACCUGAGCUCAUUUUCAAGGCAGCCUCACACCAUCCUGGCCGAGCAUUUUUCGGGGUGCUGGGAGCAGUGUCCCUUUUGUGGGGCUGUCUGCACAAACACCAUGUGGAAUCAUGAUGGAGACCAUCACGUGGUCUUCCAUCGCCCACAAGCUUUGAAGGGAUGGGGGUGGAUUGGGACAGGCCAGCUGAUCAUUGAUAUUUGUUCCAGCCUUGUUGCAAGUGAUAUGUUAUUCAGACUUCAUGGCAAUGAAAGGUUCCCUUACAAAACAUACCGUGAUGCUGGACCUCCUUAUUCCAAUUGGAACAUUCUUCCUGACUCAUCCAUGCAGGCAUACUGGAAAUGGUUUGUGUCUCAUUUCAGGACACAGCUUGAAGGUUUGUACAAUCAGAAAUUUCAGGGUAGAGGAGAAAUCCCUGAGGCGUGGCAGAGAAUUACCAAGGAAGAAGCUCUGUCUGAGCUGGACAAGCAUUACGCCACAUCCAUGGGAAGAAGAUCUAGAGCAGCUUUGCAGUUUAGAAGAACUUUGUGCCAGACUGUCCACAAAAUGCAGUUACAAUGA